AUGGCGAUAAUUACAGUGAUCGUAGACGAUCACCACCAUUGUUUACCAGAUAUUCACCUGGCCAUUCGUCAACGUCGCUUGUCUUUCUCUAAUAUUCACGUGGUGCAUGUGGAUGCCCAUCCCGACUUAUCCUUCCCCCCUGCAAUCGAAACCGAUACAAUUUUUGAUCCAGAGACGCUUUAUAAUAUACUGGAUGACUCAGUAGCUGGAAUUGCAGAGUUUUUAUUACCCUUAGUGUAUGCAGGUCAUGUGACGCAAAUUACGUGGUUGAAACCUUCGUGGUCGAUGCAGAUACCAAUAGGUUCAUUUAAACAAGUGGUGAUUGGAAAACGCAAGAUAAACGGUACAAUGGGAGUGACAAGUGAAUUGCCAUAUUUUGUAGAGGACGAACUCUUUUGUCCGGUGAAGGACUUGGAUGUAUCCUCUCGUCGGUAUUGGGAUCUGUUCGUGACGGAGAUCAAUUCGUCAGAUUUUGCGACUGCAGUAGCGAUUGAAGCGGUUGCCAAUGCUCGACAAUGUUCGAAGAGCUACAUUCUCGACAUUGAUCUCGACUAUUUCUCUACUUGGAAUCCGUUCCGCAAAGACUUGGAAGCGCUUAUUGGGGAAGUAGGUGUGAAGACUGUGACGCGAUUUUUCUCCUGUGUUCGCUACAAGCGAGAACCUCUCGAGGUGAUAGCAGCUACGCACCGCAAUUCAGAGAGAAAGACAUUUUGCGAGCUUGUGAAACGACUUAAAGCGGCUGAUGCGAUGGAGGAUACCAUUACUCGCAGGUCAACAUGGGCUCAGGUUCGAAGUAAAAUCAUAUCGUUGUAUGAAGACAAUGUCGAUGCGGAAAAGCUCCUUGACGAGUUUACCCAAGUGCUGGAAGACCAUCGAGAUGACAAGGCUGCACGACGCGAGAUUUGGGCAGCGGGGCCUUUUCUUGAUCUACCUCAUCACGAAAGCUCCCAAGACGAUUUUGAGCGUAUGGUAAGCCAACUGGAGCAAUUUCUUUUGACGCAUACACUGGAUGAAGACAAUCCCCCAGCAAUUGUAACAAUCGCCAAGUCCACGGGCGACGAGUUCUUGCCUCCGUAUCAAUUAGAUGCAAUCUUACCAAGUGUGCUUGAGAUGCUCGAGCGAGUUUAUGGAGAGCUGGCGGUAAAGUCUGUGGAAUAUGAGUCUCUUGAAAGAUGA
Molecule: messenger RNA, 1176 nt
Organism: Peronospora farinosa
Lineage: Eukaryota; Oomycota; Peronosporomycetes; Peronosporales; Peronosporaceae
Source: the annotation of a GenBank genome assembly